CUUUUGCACUUCCCCUCCUUUUUGCCCAAACAGCUACAACUCACGGGGAUUUGAGAAGUGCUACACAACGACUUUUUUUCGGUUUUGCAUAGCCAGUAAACAGAGAGGUUUUGCGUUGAAAACAAACAUGUUGUGGCGUUACUAGGUGAAGAAGACACCCUGUAAAAGGCCCGGGAGGGGGGAACGGGUUACAAGAACCUGCCAGGAUGACGGACACUCGUCGGCGAGUCAAAGUCUAUACCCUCAAUGAGGACAGACAGUGGGAUGAUCGUGGGACCGGGCACGUCUCGUCGGGCUAUGUGGAGCGCUUGAAAGGCACGUCUCUCCUGGUGCGAGCAGAGAGCGAUGGUUCCCUCCUGCUCGAGUCCAAAAUUAACCCAAACACAGCCUACCAGAAACAACAGGAUACAUUGAUAGUGUGGUCAGAGGCUGAAAAUUAUGAUCUAGCACUCAGUUUCCAGGAGAAGGCUGGCUGUGAUGAAAUCUGGGAGAAAAUAUGCCAGGUGCAGGGAAAGGACCCUUCAGUUGACAUCACACAGGAUGUGGUGGACGAAUCUGAGGAGGAGCGCUUUGAUGACAUGUCAUCGCCAGGUCUGGAAUUACCACCAUGCGAACUGAACCGCUUGGAGGACCUGGCUGAGCUGGUGGCCUCUUCCCUCCCAUCACCCUUGCGACGUGAAAAACUGGCACUUGCUGUGGAAAAUGAAGGCUAUAUUCGCAAACUCCUGGAAUUGUUCCGUGUGUGUGAGGAUUUGGAGAACAGGGAGGGACUGCACCACCUGUAUGAAAUAAUGAAAGGCAUCUUCCUGCUGAAUCGUACUGCACUCUUUGAGGUUAUGUUCUCUGAUGAGUGCAUAAUGGACGUCAUUGGUUGUCUGGAGUUUGAUCCAGCACUUCCGCAGCCACGGCGGCAUCGUGAGUUUCUCACUAAGACAGCCCGCUUUAAGGAGGUGAUCCCCAUCUCUGAUCCUGAACUGCGUCAGAAAAUUCACCAGACGUAUCGGGUGCAGUAUAUUCAGGAUAUGGUGCUGCCCACGCCCUCUGUUUUUGAGGAAAACAUGCUGUCCACCUUGCACUCCUUCAUCUUCUUCAACAAGGUGGAGAUUGUGGGCAUGCUACAGGACGAUGAGAAGUUCUUGACAGACCUCUUUGCACAGCUAACAGAUGAGGCUACAGAUGAUGACAAAAGACAUGAACUGGUAAACUUCCUAAAGGAGUUCUGUGCAUUCUCUCAAACGUUACAACCUCAAAACAGAGACGCUUUCUUCAAGACAUUGUCAAACAUGGGCAUUCUACCUGCACUAGAGGUUAUUCUGGGAAUGGAUGAUGUUCAGGUGCGUGGGGCAGCCACAGAUAUCUUCUCUUAUCUGGUGGAAUACAACCCCUCCAUGGUACGAGAGUUCGUCAUGCAGGAAUCCCAGCAGAAUGAUGACGACAUUCUCUUGAUCAACCUGAUCAUAGAGCACAUGAUCUGUGACACGGACCCAGAACUUGGUGGUGCAGUGCAGUUAAUGGGUCUGCUACGGACUCUGGUGGAUCCAGAGAACAUGCUGGCUACUGCAAAUAAAACUGAAAAAACUGAGUUCCUGAGCUUCUUCUACAAGCACUGUAUGCAUGUUCUGUCAGCUCCACUACUGGCCAACACCACAGAAGAAAAACCUAGCAAAGAUGAUUUUCAAACAUCCCAGUUGCUGGCCUUGAUUUUGGAGCUGCUAACAUUUUGUGUUGAGCACCACACCUAUCACAUCAAGAACUACAUCAUCAACAAGGAUAUUCUCAGGAGGGUACUGGUGCUCACUGCCUCUCGGCAUGCUUUUUUGGCAUUAUGCGCCCUGCGCUUCAUGCGGAGAAUUAUUGGUCUAAAGGAUGAAUUCUACAAUCGCUACAUCAUGAGAAAUUUUCUCUUUGAGCCUGUCAUCAAGGCCUUCCUCAAUAAUGGCUCACGCUACAAUCUUAUGAACUCGGCUAUUAUUGAGAUGUUUGAGUAUGUCCGUGUGGAGGAUGUGAAGUCUCUAACGGCUCAUAUAAUAGAGAACUACUGGAAGGCUCUGGAGGAUGUGGACUAUGUCCAGACGUUUAAAGGCCUAAAGCUGCGGUAUGAACAACAGCGAGAAAGGCAAGACAACCCCAAACUUGAUAGCAUGCGCUCCAUCUUGAGGAACCACCGUUUCCGCCGUGAUGCACGGACACUGGAGGAUGAGGAGGAGAUGUGGUUCAAUGCUGAUGAAGAUGAUCUCGAGGAUGGCGAGGCAGUUGUUCCUCCCUCUGACAAAAUGAAGACUGAGGAAGACCUCAUGGAACCUAUUAGCAAAUUCAUGGAGAGAAAGAAAUUGAAAGACACGGAGGAGAAAGAAGUAUUGGGAAAGUCGAGCUUGUCGGGCAGACAGAAUCCUAGUUUCAAGCUUUCCUUCUCGGGCUCAACUAAAACCAGCCUGUCCAGCCCUCCUUCAUCUGCCUCACUGAACCCAGGUUCUCCAGGGUCACCAGGAUCUCCGGGCUCAGGCGCGCGGAGCUCACCCUCCACCACAACUGUAACCACAAAGGGAGGCUUGGUGGGACUCGUGGACUAUCCUGACGAUGAUGAUGAGGAGGAGGAAGAGGAGGAGGAUGGAGAGAGUAAAGAAGACCCUCUUCCACCCUCAAAGAAGUCCAAACUAAGCUCCUAAAGAAGCAUCACUGUCUCAGCUUGUGCUCCGCUCAGGCAGCCUCAGCGCAUAGACUUUACACAGGAAUGAUCAAACUUGUAAACAAAUUGAAUGAAUGAAAGCCACCCCUCGAUGUCAACGGGUGGUCACAUGAGGAGCAGACUGUGAAUGGAUACGAAGGCUCCUCACACUAGUCCAAUUCAUACAAGUGCCAAUCCAGGAGACCAGAAGUGGAAAAACCGUCUGAAAAUGGGAACAGAGGAUUGAAAGUUUGGAGAGGAGGGAAAAAAAAAAAAUCUCUCUCUAUAGAUCUUCAGCGGACUCAAACAGUAUGAGACACUUUGGCAAUUUAGCAACUGGAGGAAAAGACCACAUACAGAAAACACAUAUACACACAGACUGAAAUCCAAGAGAGCUCAUGGGCUCGGACCAUAACCCACUGACCCACCCCUCCCCUCCUGCCCCCCACUCAGGGAAGGACAUCACAGCAGCCCAGAUGGGUUGGCCAAUUCAGACCCAGAACCACCACUCACCCCCCCCCCCCCCCCCCGUCCCCUCCUCUGAUUCCACUUCCUUCCUGUUCCUUUCUCCUUCUUUUCUCCCCCUGCUCUUUCCCUUCUCUUUGUCUGUUGCUUUUUCUCCCUUUUUACGUUAGUAUAUAGGACCAGAUGGGAGGCAGCGUGUGGCAAAGCGCUGUCCUUGUUGUCGUUUGAUGAUGUCAUCAGUGUCGCUGCUCCUCAGUGGACGUUCUUUCUCCGAAGAGAAAAAAGCCAGCAGUUUCUUCAUUUUUUUCCUUUUUGUUCUCUAUUUGUCUCAGUCUUUCCUGUCUCUUCUGUUUUUUUUUUUCCUUUUUUUUUUUUUUGUAAAUGACUACAAAAAAAGACCUGCCUUUAAAUGUUCAGGACGUUUUCAGUCACACUUGAACAGGUUUUUAAAGACCUCAGUAGGUGAGCUAGUUUUACCCUUUUUGCCCUUUGAAACUGCAGAUAUUUUGGAGAAUUUGUAAUCCCGUCUUGAUUAAAGAUUGAGUGGAAUUCUA
Messenger RNA from Archocentrus centrarchus (flier cichlid), 3684 nucleotides. RefSeq names its product SMEK homolog 1, suppressor of mek1 (Dictyostelium) (gene ppp4r3a). Gene Ontology annotation, cellular component: protein phosphatase 4 complex; nucleoplasm. NCBI's taxonomy places the organism in Eukaryota, Metazoa, Chordata, Actinopteri, Cichliformes, Cichlidae. The coding region runs from base 207 to 2666 and encodes 819 amino acids. Gene Ontology annotation, biological process: protein dephosphorylation; DNA damage response. The record is from RefSeq and is a predicted model, not a curated record. The transcript is spliced from 16 exons. Gene Ontology annotation, molecular function: protein phosphatase activator activity.